Messenger RNA from Calliphora vicina (urban bluebottle blowfly), 898 nucleotides. It is a transcript of the gene Cp36, whose product is annotated as Chorion protein 36. The record is from RefSeq and is a predicted model, not a curated record. NCBI's taxonomy places the organism in Eukaryota, Metazoa, Arthropoda, Insecta, Diptera, Calliphoridae. Bases 1 to 879 code for a protein of 292 amino acids. The transcript is spliced from 2 exons.
AUGAAUCCUCAUUUAGUUUUUGUAUUUGUUGCCAUUGCAUUACCGUUUGCAGCUGCUAGCUAUGGUCACGCUCAAUAUGGCCAUUCCCAAGGUUCUUAUUUGCAUCAAGGUUCUGGCAAUGGUGUUGAAGAGCUCAUAAAUGCUGCUACUGCCAACCAACAGGCAGCUGCUGCUUCACUUACAGCCACCGCCGAUGUUGGUGCCUCACCCGGUGCUCAAGCUGGUUUGGCUCAAGCCAAUGCCCAACUCCAAGCUUUGAAUGCCAAUCCCUCUUAUCAAAACCUUAAGAAUUCCGAUUCUAUUGCUGAGACUUUGGCUCAAAAUACAUUGGCUGCCAAUAUACGACAGGGCAACAUUAAUGUGGUGGCUCCCAAUGUUGUGGGACAAACAGCGUUUCGUUCCCUGUUGGUACCUCAAGGUUUAAACAACCAUCAAGUUAUUGCCACUCAGCCUUUGCAACCAAUUAUUGUCAACCAACCCGGAUCUCCUCCCGCACAAAUCAGCAGCGGUCCUCCAGCUGUCGUAAGAGCUGCCCCGGUUGUGUACAAACUGAAACCCUCCAUUAUCUACCAACAAGAGGUUAUCAACAAAGUACCCACACCUCUCAGUCUGAACCCCGUCUACGUUAAGGUGUACAAACCAGGCAAACAAGUCGAUGCCCCAGUUUCUGCUCCCGCUUAUGGUCAAGCUGGCGGUUCUUUUGGUGUUAGUUCAUCAGGUGGAGCUUUCGGUGGUAGUUCAUCAGCUGGCGGUUUUGGUGGUAGUUCAUCAGCAGGUGCUAAUGCUGCUGCUAACGAAGUUGCAUAUGGUGCUCCACAAUACGCCAGUGCUCCUCAGUAUAUUGCUCAACCCGCCUAUGGACCUCAGUCGGGAUACUGAUGUGGUCUCAAACAAUAGU